AUGGGCAGGCUCUUCUUGUGCUUGGUGGUUGUCGCAUGGUGGUGCUUGGUUGCUGUUGCCCUGCUUUCUCCCGUGCAUGGACGUGUUGUUUCAGGCCUCGCCGCUGGUGAGGUUGGUGGUGACCAGAGGCCAGCUCCGGCGAUCUCUUCUGAUCAUGUGGCAGAGACCGAGCAGAAGCGCGGCGUGAAGAGCAGCAGGCCGUCGUGGUCGUCGUGGCCGUCGACGUCCAGGAGAGGGGCGGAGGCGGUGGAGCUCCGGUCGGUGCCGGCCGGGCCGGACCCGAUGCACCACCACGGCAGCCCGAGGCGGCCGGAGCACGAAGAGGAGCGCAUCGGCCCAUGA
Oryza brachyantha (malo sina) is the source of this 342-nucleotide messenger RNA. RefSeq names its product protein FLORAL ORGAN NUMBER2-like. The record is from RefSeq and is a predicted model, not a curated record. The transcript has 3 exons. The coding region runs from base 1 to 342 and encodes 113 amino acids. Lineage: Eukaryota; Viridiplantae; Streptophyta; Magnoliopsida; Poales; Poaceae.